This is a messenger RNA of Nicotiana attenuata, 1085 nucleotides long. RefSeq names its product protein MIZU-KUSSEI 1-like. Bases 141 to 893 code for a protein of 250 amino acids. Gene Ontology annotation, biological process: hydrotropism. NCBI's taxonomy places the organism in Eukaryota, Viridiplantae, Streptophyta, Magnoliopsida, Solanales, Solanaceae. The transcript has 2 exons. The record is from RefSeq and is a predicted model, not a curated record.
UACAAUCAACCCCCUCUCCCCUCCUACCCCUAUCCCAAUCUCCAUUAAAUGCAAAAUUCAACAUCUUUAAUCUUUGUUUCUUCCUUCUCUGUGUAAUUUACCUCAUCCAUUGCUGGUUACCCUAAUAACGGAAACCAGCAAUGGAUCAGGAUUCACAAUCAACGCCAAGAGCUAGCUCAUCAUCAUCUUCGUCUUUUUCUUCAAAAAAGACUCCACCUCCACCACCAACUCCGCAAUUAUCCCUCGUUGAGCCAGCUAAUUCUACCAAGAAAAAAAAUCGAACUAGGGUUUUUCGUGUUUUUCGAAACGUUUUCCGAUCGUUCCCCAUUAUUACACCUGCAUGCAAGCUUCCUUCUCUCCCCGGCGGCCGAUUACCGGACAGUAAUAGCCGUAUAAUUCCAGGUUCAAGAAUCACCGGUACGUUGUUUGGAUAUCGAAAAGGACGUGUUAGUAUCUCUAUUCAAGAAAACCCUAGAACUCUUCCCACAGUUGUUAUCGAACUCGCUUUGCAAACCAACGUUUUGCAGAAGGAAAUGAAUCUUGGCAUGGUCAGGAUUGCUUUAGAAUGCGAAAAAAGAGACAAAAAGGAGAAGAUAAAUCUUCUUGAAGAGCCAUUAUGGAGCAUGUAUUGUAAUGGCAAAAAAAGUGGCUAUGGUGUGAAAAGAGAAGCUACAGAAGAAGAUCUCAAUGUGAUGGAGAUUCUCAAACCGGUUUCUAUGGGCGCCGGCGUGUUGCCGGGAAAAUCUGACGUGGAAGGACCGGACGGCGAGAUGACGUAUAUGAGGGCACAUUUUGAACGUGUGGUUAAAUCAAAAGAUGCUGAAACACUAUACAUGUUGAGCCCAGAUGCAAAUGAUGGACCUGAAUUGAGUAUUUUCUUUGUAAGGAUAUGAUCGAUUAGUUAUUAUACAAUGAUCUUUGGGUCUUUAAUUAUUAGUUUAAAUUUAAUUGGAACCCUCUAAAAAUUAUUAGUGAGGGUAAUUUACUACCUUUAUAUGUAGAUAUCAAUUACUUACAUUAUAUUGUAGGUCUUUAUUAGUAGUUUGACUAUUAUACAUGCUCAACUGUCAGCAUUAUUUGUUCAA